GUCAAACAACAACAGACGCAUGCCUGCAGUCUGCAGUAGGUGAUGGCUGAGAUGGAAGAAACUUUAGACUUUAAUGAUAUUUUAGACGACUGGUUUAUCGAGUCGCUGAAAACGUACAAAGAUCUUCAUGUGUAUCAGCUGGAACAUCCGACCCAGGUCAUCGAGUGGACGUCAGGGAGGACCGUGUGCGUCGCAGGAUACAGCUCGUCUAAAAAUGAAAUUCUGGAGCUGCAUUUACCUCUGAAACUCUUGGCUGAUGAAAACAAGGGUCUCUGUGCAGAACGGGACUUCAAAGUUGUCCACGGUGGGUUCGCAGAAGGUCCUGUUUGCUGCCUCAGACACGUCCCAGGAACGAGGUGUGUCGUUACCAACGACGGGCUGAGCUCCGACCUGCAGGUGUGGACCGUCGGAGGAGACGACAGCGACGUGAUCAGACGAACAGGAAGCGUGAAGGGGACGAGGAGUGUGUCAGCGGGAGGCAGCAGGAUCGCCGCGCCGCUCUCGUCGCAAGUUCUUCACGGAGCUCGAAGCAGCGACAUCCAGCUGACUGAGCUGACCUCAGGACAGAGUCUGUACACACUCGAGACCGACUCGGCCGAGCCUCUGAGUUCUCUACAGUUUGUGAGCGACGCCGUCUUCCUCGCCGGCGGCUGUAACGGCGACGUUUACAUCGCCGACACUCGGACGUCUGCGGCGCCCCAGCUGUGCCCCGGACCGGCGUCUCGGGGGGAAUCGGUCCUCUGGUGGACGGACGCCUCGGCCGGCAGGGUCGUCAGACUCUCCUCGUCUGGACGGGCGGUGAUUUCGGACCUGAGGGACCUGGGAGAAGCUGUGAGCGCGGCUCAGCUGGACGUCCAAUCACGUCGCUGCAACCUGGAUGAUGUCAGAGUCUCGUGGGCUCCGGCGCUGGACGACUGUAUCGCAGUGUCGGGUUUCAGCGCAGCGGUUCAGGUCUAUAAAACCUCCGUGUGGAGUGCGGAGCGGCAGGACGUCCGGCCGCUGUUCGAGCACCGCGGUCACUCCGUGUCCUCGCGGUCCGGCGACCACGUCUUCGCCACCGCCCACGUCUGGCACCCCGAGCGGCCGCGCACGCUGCUGUCCGCGGCCUCGGACGGCUCCGUGCACGUGUGGGACUGGGUCGACCAAUCGGAGCUCUAGUUCACCCUGAGAGGAGCGGAUGGUUAUCUCGGUGAACUUCAGGAACAUUACGAAAACAAAGACCGGAUUACUAACGUGGCGUUGGUUUCAAUCUGUACCGCCUCCACUUCUCAUGAUGGGGUGAAGAGAUGAAAAACAAACAAAUGGAGCAAAAUCACACGUUUCUAUAUUAAAUCUACACAAGAUUAGAUCAGAGAACAUCUCUCAGUAAACGGGAGAAACAUGAACAGAACUUGGUUUAAAUUGCUGUUGGAUUAAACUGCUCUAAUUUAAUACCAA
Molecule: messenger RNA, 1437 nt
Organism: Perca fluviatilis (European perch)
Lineage: Eukaryota; Metazoa; Chordata; Actinopteri; Perciformes; Percidae
Gene: wdr73
Product: WD repeat domain 73
Exons: 8
Coding region: 43-1158 (371 amino acids)
Biological process (GO): cytoplasmic microtubule organization
Cellular component (GO): cytosol; spindle pole
Molecular function (GO): protein binding
Source: RefSeq, a predicted model, not a curated record